UGGAGGUUUUCUACAAUGGAUCCUGGGGUAAUGUGUGCUGGAACCAGAUGGACAGAGACACAGUGAGUCUGAUCUGUCAAGAGCUGAACUGUGGAAGAUCUGGUGUUUUGUCUGAAUCUGCAGCAAGAGUGAAAUCAGCUCCUAACUGGCUGGAUAAAGUUACAUGUCGACCAUAUGAUUUUACUUUAUGGCGGUGUCCAUCUUCACCCUGGGGACAGAAUUACUGUGGUGAAGAUGAAGUGGCCAAAAUCACCUGUUCAGAGGAGGAGACUAGUGAUUCGCCUCAGAGUCAUCUGACAUGUUUUACCUCACCAUCUCCUUACCAGAGACAGUGUGCAAAUCAUGUUCCUCUCAGACUGAGUGGAGGGGACGGCCGGUCUCUCUCUAAGAGGAGACACAGGAUGAAGACUGAGGCCGUUUAUGAGGAGAUUCAGCACAGACACAAUCACUUCACUCAGAGGGGGAGUCUCAUCUCUGAAGAACUGCAUUCUGGGUAUGAAGAUGCUGAUGAGCUUUUCUCAGAAGAGAUGAAGCAAAUCACACCGGGAUACUAUGAUGAUGUCAUCACUGAUGGACUCAAAACAGAUCGUGAGACAGUGGACACACUAGAUCGUUAUGAUGAUGUCAUCAUUAUUGGACAGAACUUUCAAGGUGUAACUAAGGGAGAUCAGGAGGAGUAUGAUGAUGUGAAGAACAGCAAUGAAGAUGAGAGAAACCUGUUAGACUAUGAUGAUGUGGGGGAGGAGUCAAAUAAAGAAGGAGGGGCCAUAUGACUCAAUGGCCUCCGUUUAUGAAAUCAUAUUACAGUUACUGGAGCUGCUGGGAGCUUCUUAUAUUGCUACUGAUGCAUCAGUGCCUUAUGUUUUUGUUAUUUUAAAUAUUUUGGUAUGAAAAGUAAGAUGCUUUGCAAAAUUAAUUGUCAAAAAAUUUAAAUAUUUGUAUUUUAGCAUUUGGUCUUUUAUUACCAUUUUGAUAUCAAUGCUUUUCACCUAAUAAACAAAAGAUAUCAUUCCAACAUCAUGUCAC
Carassius auratus (goldfish) is the source of this 1026-nucleotide messenger RNA. RefSeq names its product scavenger receptor cysteine-rich type 1 protein M160-like. The record is from RefSeq and is a predicted model, not a curated record. Gene Ontology annotation, cellular component: plasma membrane. Gene Ontology annotation, molecular function: serine-type endopeptidase activity. Gene Ontology annotation, biological process: zymogen activation. Bases 48 to 773 code for a protein of 241 amino acids. The transcript is spliced from 9 exons. NCBI's taxonomy places the organism in Eukaryota, Metazoa, Chordata, Actinopteri, Cypriniformes, Cyprinidae.